This is a messenger RNA of Diatraea saccharalis (sugarcane borer), 309 nucleotides long. NCBI's taxonomy places the organism in Eukaryota, Metazoa, Arthropoda, Insecta, Lepidoptera, Crambidae. The record is from the annotation of a GenBank genome assembly.
AUGCUACUCAUGAUACUUCCGUUCGUAAUGCCCCAGCCUGGGAUGUCGUACUGCCUGGCAGUGUCGCCGACAGUAAUAUUAUCGGUGAUGUUCGUCGUGUUGUAUUUAGUGGACCAAGUGCAUGACCUAGCCGAACAGUUGUAUAUAUGCAUACAGAUAGUAUUAAAUAUAAUUGCGCUUGUACUGAAUUUAAUGUCUAACACAGCGUCGGGUGCCGUCUUCUCUUUGUUUCUUGCACAUUUGCUAAUUGCUAUAUGUAUAGAUCUAUACUACGUUAUUCAAGAGAGAGGUUUCGCAUUACUCCACUAG